Molecule: messenger RNA, 2511 nt
Organism: Ornithorhynchus anatinus (platypus)
Lineage: Eukaryota; Metazoa; Chordata; Mammalia; Monotremata; Ornithorhynchidae
Gene: DRAXIN
Product: dorsal inhibitory axon guidance protein
Exons: 7
Coding region: 127-1170 (347 amino acids)
Biological process (GO): axon guidance; Wnt signaling pathway
Cellular component (GO): extracellular region
Source: RefSeq, a predicted model, not a curated record
CCUCUCCUCUCCUCUCCCCUCUCCGGCGUUCGGCCCAUUCCGCCUCCCCAGCUCGGCACAUCGCUCUCUUGGCUCCGGCUGAAGGCGCAUCCCCUCUCCCCUCCCGGCGGACAGGUGAAGAGAAGAAUGGCCCCCACCAGCAGCUCCUUCUCCCCUCUGCUACUGCUCGGCAUCCUGCUCCUCUGCCACCUCGGCCCGGCGGACUCCCGGGAAGCUGAGCCUAAGGGCAGGAGCAACCCAGAGAACCUCAUCGGCCUGCAGAGCCAGGACGGGUGGCAGCCGCGAGCGGGGCAGGCCCGGAAGCAUGGCCUGGGCAAGAAGGACCGGGCGUCCGGCGUGUCUGCCCGGGGCCUGGGGCCCGACCAGGGGGCCUCCAUCCUUCCGGCCUCCUCUCCCGGGGGAGCCGAAACACUUCGCCUCCAAACGCCCGCUGCCCUGACACAGGAUAAGGACCUCUUUCUGGGCUUCGAAUUCCCUUACCCAGAGAGAGAAAACCACUCCCCGGGCUCCGAAAGGGGAAAGAAACAGACCCGAGAGCACAAGCGGCGACGGGACAGACUGAAACAGCAGCGAGCCAGAGGUCUGGAUCCAGGGCCCAGUUCUCUGAUCAAGAAGGCCUGGAUCUCCGAAGAACAGGCACAAAAUGCCCCUGUGGAGGAGUCGUCCACUAGCCUGGCUCCCAACAUGCUGUUCCUGACCACCUUCGAGAACCCGGCAUCCACAGAGGAAUCAGCAGUCCUGCCUGCCACGUCCCCUAGGCCCCAGGUUCGGAUCCGGCCAGAUGGUGAGGUGAUGCCCACCCUGGACAUGGCCCUGUUUGACUGGACAGACUAUGAAGAUCUGAAGCCGGAUAUGUGGCCAUCCAUUAAGAAGAAAGAGAAACGCCGAAGUAAAAACCCAAGUUAUGGAAAUGAGACUUCGCUGCCAGAAGGGGAGCCUUGUGACCAUCACCUGGAUUGUGUCCCAGGCUCCUGCUGUGAUUUGCGAGAACACCUCUGCACACCGCACAACCGAGGCCUUAACAAUAAGUGUUUUGACGACUGCAUGUGCACUGAAGGGCUACGUUGCUAUGCCAAAUUUCACCGGAACCGAAGAGUGACCCGCAGGAAAGGACGCUGCGUGGAGCCGGAGUCAGCCAAUGGCAACCAAGGGUCAUUCAUUAAUGUUUAGAGUCAGCGUGCUCAUUUCCCCACUGAUCUGUGGACUGGGCCCCGCAGGGUGGGGGAAGGUGGGAAAGUUAUUUAUAACUAGCAGAGGGGGAAAAAAUGGUGGACCAGAUGACUGAAGCUGCAGCCUCUGAUCUCCGGGGGCUCAAAAAGAGGAACAGGGUAAUGGAACUAGGAGGAUUGCAGAUAAAUUACUGGGUUUGAUUAAGUAGGGAGAUGGUAGCCACAGCUGCAGGAUAUACAAACAUGACAGGGUACAACUUCAAAGAGGCUACUUCCUUCUUCCUAAACUGUCUUGGUUUACAACUGUGCCAACAUCAACAAUGCUCUCUACUGUUCUCCAAAAGUUCUGCAUUUCUACAAGACCGUAACCCUAGGCAGAAAAGCUCUGAAGUGGAAGAAGGGACCCGGGUUUUAGUUGGCUUCUCCCAAGAAAGUGGAGAACUCACAUGUCCCUGGGGAAGAGAAGCAUUUCCGACUGGAACAAGACAGUGCUCCUUUAUUACCUAGGUUGGCCUCAUCGUCCGAGGGAGGGGCGAGAAGCUCUGAGAAGGGGCUGGACCUGGUUUUUCUUGCUGCCUAAUCCAUUCCCCAGAUGAAGGAUGAGAAUCCUUCAUCGAAAGACUUUUCUUCUAGUUCUCUCCUCUGUGAGCAAGGAGAAUGGCCGGUCUGUGCCCUUCUUAUGGACUCGAAGACCACUACUAAGUCGGUCUUUAUCCUUCUAUCCUCGAGAUGCACAACUCCUGAGUUCUGAUGCCCUGGCCCAACCUGGGCAAAGUUGUACUGCACUGUUGGCUUCAUCCAAAUCUAAUACCCUGGGUGGGGCAUCUGAGGAGCCUCUGCUGAGGGAAGGCCAACCAUCGCCUCGUCCCAGGAUUCGGGCUUCAUUCUGGGGAUUUGACCAUGUUUCUCCAGAUGCCCCAAGACACCGUCUGCUACUUUAGAAGGGGGUUGGGGGAACGGUUGGGACCCAAGAAGCAGUCUAACUGGUGCUUAGGGAUGGAGUGAGGAGGGGCAGCUUGGGCCGGACCCCCGCUGAAGGUCAGAGUCAGUCACGGACUUGCCGGCUCUGGGAGCAGGGUCCUGCCUGCCCUGGCUAGCUGAGGGUAGAUCUGGGCGGUCAGUCAUGGAAACAACCAGUGGGGGAGCUGAGCCUGUGGCUUUCAGUCAUUUGGUCUUCUGAAUUCUUAGGAACUUUCCUGGGGGAAUGUUUUCCUCCAAAGAGUUUGGGGGGAGCAGCAUCCGGUAGGAGGAGUGCUGUAACCUUGUAGUCCUGUGGUGUGUUGCAUGUGCAUUUUAUUGAGCUGUAAAUAAAGAGAUGAUAGUUAAUGCUUGGGAGGAAGUC